Capsicum annuum is the source of this 489-nucleotide messenger RNA. RefSeq lists its product as uncharacterized. Gene Ontology annotation, biological process: DNA integration. NCBI's taxonomy places the organism in Eukaryota, Viridiplantae, Streptophyta, Magnoliopsida, Solanales, Solanaceae. Gene Ontology annotation, molecular function: nucleic acid binding. The transcript is spliced from 2 exons. The record is from RefSeq and is a predicted model, not a curated record. The coding region runs from base 1 to 489 and encodes 162 amino acids.
AUGGCAGAAUACGAAGCUUGCAUUCUGGGAUUGAGAUUAGCCAUUGACAUGGGGAUUCAAGAACUGUUGGUACAUGGAGACUUGAUACAUUCCCCUCCAUCUGAGUUGCAUACAAUGAUUGCUCUAUGGUCUUUUGUGUCUUGGGGAACGGACGUAAUUGGACCAAUUGAACCAAAGGCCUCGAAUGAACAUAGGUUCAUCUUGGUAGCCAUUGAUUAUUUCACGAAGUGGGUGAAAACAGCGACUUUCAAGUCAGUGACCAAGAAAGUGGUGGUUGAUUUUAUUCACUCCAACAUUAUUUGUCGGUUUGACAUUCCAAAGAUAAUUAUCACAGAUAAUGCUGCGAAUCUCAAUAGCCAUCUGAUGCAAGAAGUGUUCCAGCAAUUUAAGAUUAUGCAUCGCAAUUCAACUCCUUAUCGUCCAAAGGUGAAUGGAGCUGUAGAAUAUUCCAAUAAGAAUUUAAAGAAAAUACUCCAUAAGAUGGUGUAG